UGCUUACUUGACAUAAAAUAUAUUGGCAGAUUUUGUUAUCCAUAACAUGAACUUUGACACCUGCUUGUUACGAUCGUGGCACCCGCUCAUAAUUAGGUGUGAGUUAGUAUCUUUAUGUCCUUGACACAAAGAAAAACAUUACCACUGUCUAAUCUUUGUAAAGAUAAUUGGGUGAUAUACUGUAGUUUCUAAUUAACAAUAUGUGUGGUGCCUGUUAUCUAACGGUCUGUCUGGACUGGUCUGUCGUCUCAGAUGAACAGCAACGGGAAUAAGAGGGUACCGACCACAGCCACCCAGAGACUAAAACAGGACUACCUCAGGAUAAAGAAAGACCCUGUGCCUUACAUCUGUGCUGAACCCCUACCAUCCAACAUCCUGCAAUGGCACUAUGUUGUUCGAGGUCCUGAGAAGACCCCAUACGAAGGGGGAUAUUAUCAUGGCAAAUUAAUAUUCCCUCGGGACUUCCCCUUUAAACCACCCAGCAUCUACAUGACCACACCAAACGGGAGAUUUAAGUGUAACACUAGGUUAUGUCUGUCCAUCACUGAUUUCCACCCGGACACGUGGAACCCAGCCUGGUCCGUUUCCACCAUCCUGACUGGUCUGCUCAGCUUCAUGGUGGAGAAAGGCCCCACUCUGGGUAGCAUCGAGACCUCUGACUACACUAAAAGACAGCUCUCUGCCCAGAGCUUGACCUUUAACCUGAAGGACAAGGUGUUCUGUGAACUGUUUCCUGAUGCAGUCGAUGAGAUCAAGCAGAAGCAGAAGGUCCAGAAGGAGUUGAGCACCCGCCCCCAGCCCCUCCCGCUCCCAGACGUGGUUCCCAACGGCGACUUUCACCACGGCAACUACGGAAUCCCCGCCCUCAACGGAGGCCAUGCCCCCUUGGUCCCUGCUAUGCUCGCCCCCGGCCAACAGCAGCCCAAUCGGAAUCACGGACUUCUUGGCGGGGCCUUGGCCAACCUGUUUGUGAUUGUGGGGUUCGCGGCGUUUGCCUACACGGUGAAGUACGUGCUGCGGAGCAUCGCCCAGGAGUGAGAGAGGAGAGAGGGCUGAAGAAAACGGGACUGUUGACCCUCGGCCCAGUUACAGGACUAUUAGAGGAUUUAAACAUGCGCGGGGGGGGGGGGGGGGGGGCCACCCACCCACCGGGAGGAGUUGGGGGUAUGGGGGGAAUGAAUGGAACGGGGUUGGUUGUUGAUCUUCUCUGUGCCUAUGACCCAUUACCAGGUGGAAGUGCUUGGCUCAUGGGUUGUAUAGGGAACCAUAGAAAUGUAAGUUAAGGUAGAUUGGUGAUUCUCUGUGAAAAGCAACGUUAUAUUGUAUAGCAAUGUGGCUUGGCAGCCACGUUGACCAUAGGCUUAAUUCACAGAUAGUACAGUAUAUAGUAUACUACUAAUGACCAGGGACCGGCUAGUACAGUAUAUAGUAUACUACUAAUGACCAGGGACCCGGAUAGUACAGUAUAUAGUAUACUACUUUUGACCAGGGACUGAAUAGUAUAUUAUACUGUACAGGGAAUAGCAUGCUAUUUCAGACAGACGGCGACAUGAGUUGACACGUCUUGGGUUGUGUUUGUUGUCAGUCAGUCAACCCAUGAGCCAAUCAGUUCAGUUCGGCUUCGUGAGUCUCCCUAACUGUGGUUAUACAGGGAUUUAGAGACCAAUAUGUUUAAACAUCCAAUGGACUUAGCUGACUAGUAUAGCAACAACACAACAGUCUAUAUAGGUCCUAAUGAUUAGACAACAGUCUAUAUAGACCCUAAUGAGGAGACAACAGUCUAUAUAGACCCUAAUGAGGAGACAACAGUCUAUAUAGACCCUAAUGAGGAGACAACAGUCUAUAUAGACGCUAAUGAG
Salvelinus fontinalis (brook trout) is the source of this 1859-nucleotide messenger RNA. RefSeq names its product ubiquitin-conjugating enzyme E2 J2. NCBI's taxonomy places the organism in Eukaryota, Metazoa, Chordata, Actinopteri, Salmoniformes, Salmonidae. The transcript is spliced from 7 exons. The record is from RefSeq and is a predicted model, not a curated record. The coding region runs from base 253 to 1038 and encodes 261 amino acids.